Acaulospora colombiana is the source of this 381-nucleotide messenger RNA. The record is from the annotation of a GenBank genome assembly. NCBI's taxonomy places the organism in Eukaryota, Fungi, Glomeromycota, Glomeromycetes, Diversisporales, Acaulosporaceae.
AUGACGAGUAUUUUGACAUCCCAGAAGAAGGAUAUAACUUAUCCACAGGCCGUCGGAUCAAAGUUAUAUAAAAAGCUUCUACGUGAUGGUUAUAAACAUUUCGAAGAUCUUUCAGAUUAUUUGGAAGAUGCCCCACCGAUAGAUAUCGGCGAUUAUGGUACGAUCUAUCCCUUAGCUGGUUUCUUCCAUCCCGCUUUGAUUCCUCCUAUUUCAACUUUAAUGAAAAGUAGAGAUAUAUGUAAAAGAUGUCCUAUUUCUAUAGCGAACGUAGUUGGAGGAGGGAUUAACAUACUGGAUAUUGAAAAAAAUGGACAAACCGCAUUACAUAAUCUGAUUCAGAUGGGAUAUCCCGAUUAUAGCUUAUCUAAACUACUGUAUUAG